Molecule: messenger RNA, 3861 nt
Organism: Camarhynchus parvulus
Lineage: Eukaryota; Metazoa; Chordata; Aves; Passeriformes; Thraupidae
Gene: RIPOR3
Product: RIPOR family member 3
Exons: 22
Coding region: 225-3050 (941 amino acids)
Source: RefSeq, a predicted model, not a curated record
GCUCGGCAUCCAGCGGCAAACGAGCGCUCCGGAGCCGCGGCUUCCUGGAAGCGGAGCCCGGCUGGGCGGCGAUAAGCGGCGAUAAGCGGCGGCUGUCCGGGCCCUCCGCACCCGCCGCGACAGCCGCGACAGCCGCCACGGCAGCGGAGCCGAGCCGCGCUGCGCGCCCGCCCGCCCCAGCGCAGGUGGGACACAGGAGGCAGCAGGCUCGCUGAGCGGGAGCCAUGUCAGUGAAACUCACCUUCGUGUCCCCUGGGGACGGGGGUGGCAUCAGCAGGAGCUGCUCCUUCACCGGCUUCAGCACCGUGCAGAGCAGGAAAGUGGGCAAGUCCCUCAGCAGGAGCUCCGUGAGAUCCAGGAUGUCCCUGAAGCCCCCCAAGGCCUACAACUCCCUGCAGAAGGGGGCACUCGUCUGGGAUCCAAAGCCACUGCAGGUGAAGAAAAUUUUUGAAGCUUUGAAGAAAGGACUUAAUGAAUACCUGGAAGCACACCAGGCUGAGCUGGAUUAUCUCUCUGGGCGGCACAAAGACACAAAAAGGAACUCUCGACUGGCCUUCUACUACGACCUGGACAAGCAAAUCCGCUCUGUGGAGAGAUACAUCAGGAAGUUGGAGUUUCACAUCAGCAAGGUGGAGGAGCUCUAUGAAGCCUACUGCAUCCAGUGCAGGCUGCGGGACGGGGCCACCAACAUGAAACAAGCCUUCUCCCUGUCCCCUGCCACCAAAGCCUCCAGGGAGAGCCUGGUGGAGCUCUACAGGAACGUGCAGGAGUGCACAGAGGACAUGUGCUUCAUCGAGGGGGCUCUGGAGGUGCACCUGGGCGAGUUCCAUGUGAAGAUGAAAGGGCUGGUGGGCUUUGCUCGUCUGUGCCCAGGAGACCAGUAUGAGGUGUUUGUGCGGCUGGGGCGCCAGAAAUGGAGGCUGAGAGGCAAAAUUGAGACUGAUGACAGCCAAACAUGGGAUGAGGAAGAGAAGAUUUUUAUCCCCAACCUGCAUGAGAAGUUUGAAAUCAAGGUGACAGAGCUGCGAGGCCUGGCCACCAUCCUGGUGGGGGUGGUGACGUGUGACAGCAGCAGCUUCUUCAGCCCCAAGCCCCAGGCCAUCGUGGUGGACAUCACCGAGCUGGGCACCAUCAAGCUGCGCCUGGAGGUGCUCUGGAACCCCUUUGACACAGAGAACCUGUUUCUGUCCCCUGGAAGCACUGCCAAGUUUUCUGUGGGCAGCAGGAAGAGCUCCUUGUACAACUGGACCCCCCCAAACACCCCCAGCUUCAGAGAGAGGUAUUACCUGUCUCUUCUGCAGCAGAGGCAGAGCCCAGGGGAUGGAGGGGAGGAAGCCCAGCCUCCCAGCAUCCUGAGCUACUUGGCUGCCUGUGAUUUCGAUGUCCCUGGGAGGAACAAGCCCCACAACCCUGCAGAGACUAGCGAGGGGGACUCGUUCAGCUCUGAGGAUCAGAAGGGGGCAGAAUCCAGAAGCACAACCCCAGCCCUGGACCACAGGAUGUUGCCGCUGGUGAUUAUUCAAGAGACCGGAGCAGAAGAGCUGCAGCAUCCCCUCCCAGACCACAGCACUCUGGACAUCCUGAAGAAGACCCCGUGCGGGGAUGGAUUCCCGAGGAGCCCCUCCAGUUUUCCCCCCCGUCACAAGGGCAGGGGAGAUUCCUUCGGGCCGGCCCGGGGCCGCCUGGCGGAGCAGGAAAACCUCAGCCAGAAAAGCUGGAACGCUGCGAGCGACCUCCGAGCGGAGGGGCGUGCGAGGGGCAUCGACAGGAGCCUGCAGGAGCUGCUGGCCCUGCUCAGGUGGCGAGAGGAGGGCCGAGCGCAGCUGGAGAGGCUGCAGGGCCAGCUGUCGGCCCUGCGGGACCGCCUGAAGCUGAAGACACUUCACAAACAUUCCUCUAUGGAGAGUCUGAUGGUGGAGACCGUGCUGGAGAGUUUUGAUUUCCUGAACAAUGACUGCAGUGCUGACGAGCUCUCCUUGUUUGGGAGUGUGAGGACAGGCAGUGUCAGCACAUACAAUGACAACGUGCUGCAGUCCCUGAGCUGUGACACGAGAGCAGAAGCCCAGGAUGUAACCACUGGGGAUGAGAACCUGGAUGUGCUGCUGGUAACACACCUGAGGCUGUGCAAAGGUCUCCUGCAGAAACUGAGGACCCCAAACGUAGCCCAGGUGCUCCAGGAGAGCAUUUUGGAGGAAGUGUCAGAGCAGACACGGGUCCUGGGGGAUGUCCUGGAUCUGUCUGCAGAGAAAAUUAUCCAGAAGGCUAAAAAGAAGAAGCAAUAUCUGAAAAUCUGGAGCGAUCUUGCAGAGCCCGGCAGCAGCAUCUUGGUGACCUCAGCAGAGAGGUUCCGUCAUGCUUUGAAAUACACAAUGAUGCUCAAAGUGAAGGAGAAGUACCCCAGCCACCUGGAGACAGUGCUGCAGAGGCUGCUGGAGCAGAUCCUCACCUGCGAUGGGCUGCUGCCCUCCUCGCAUUUCCAAACGGAGCCGGUCACUCUGUUCCAGUUCUAUCGGUACCUGGAGAGGCACCGCGUUGGCAGCCUGGAGAAGCACCUGGCAAAGCUCGCCAAGGAAGUGAUGCUGAUCGAGGAGCUGCAGUGCCCCGGCCGGCUGAAGACGCUGAAGAGGCUGAAGGGGAAGAGGCUGAGCCGGCUGCAGCCGCUGCCGCGGACGCUGUGGCUGCUCGGGCUGCUGCAGCUGGACGAGAACCACCGCGUGGGCAAAGCGGCCACGGCCUGCCUGGCCCGGGCCGGCGGCAGCGGCAGCCUCCGGGCCCGGGCUGUGCUGUUUUACACGGACGCUCUAUCCGGCUGUGACACGAGGCUGCAGCAGGCUGCGUGUCUGGCUCUGAAGAACCUCAGGGCUGUGGAGAGCAUUGAGCAGGUUGCCCACCUGUGCCAGUCUGAAACAGAGGAAGUCAGGAAUGCAGCCAGGGAAACCACACUGUCCUUUGGGGAACGGGGCCGACAAGCCUUUGAGAAGAUGGACAGGAUCUGCUGUGAGCUGAGAGAAACUGCUCAGGAGGCUGAGAUUGAAAUCACAGUGUUUUAGUGGUGGAAUGGGAGAGCUGGAUCCUGCUGUCCUCACAGCCCCAUGAGUACCUGAGGGUUUGGUUUUGUCUGGUUUCCUUCUGUUCUGUCUUGUCCCUGCCAUCUCCUAUUUCUAAAGGGGACAGUUUGUCAUCUCCAUGAUGCAGCCUGCAAUGUCUUUUCUCUGUCUCUCAGCGCAUGAUGAAAUGCCGAGUGCUGGACAGUUGAAAACUGGGAUCUCUCAGAAUGUGGAUCCAGGUCUUAACUGGAGUUCAAAUCUCCAUCUUGCAGGAAUUAGCUGCCCCUGCUCCAACUCUGUCCAAUAGGAUCUGUUUUCCCAGGAAGUGAUUUAUUGAUUUGGCAUUCUCCAAGGAGAGAAAUGCUCACUGUCCCAGACCAGCUGCCCUGUCAGUAGCACAAAUCCAGCACCACUGCUUGCUGGUUUCCUUUGCUGGGGCCAUUUAGCUGCAGAAGGAGAAGCUGGCACUCCUGAGUCCCUGUGCACUUGCUGCAGCUCAGGCCAGGGCCAGCAGGGCCAGGCAGGCUCUGGAAGAGCUGUGUGUGCUCACUGCAGGGCACCUGCCAUGUGCAGCUCUGACUGAGGGAGGGACAGGUUUGUUCCUUUAAAACUCUGCAUUCAGUCACAGACCAAGACUUCUCCUCCUCAUCCCCCGGCCCUGGCUGGCAGGGUGCCCAUGGGGAGCAGCCUGGCUUCAGGUGCAAUACUUGAAAGGGGGUUGGGAUUGUGUGUACAUAUUUAUAUAUAUAUAUAUACACAUAAAACUUUUCUAUUUGGUAUUUAUUUGUUGGAUUUCAUACUGUUUUCUAAAGUU